This is a messenger RNA of Saccharomyces eubayanus, 4263 nucleotides long. RefSeq names its product Arf family guanine nucleotide exchange factor GEA1 (gene GEA1). Gene Ontology annotation, molecular function: guanyl-nucleotide exchange factor activity. Gene Ontology annotation, biological process: regulation of ARF protein signal transduction. The transcript has a single exon. Bases 1 to 4263 code for a protein of 1420 amino acids. The record is from RefSeq and is a predicted model, not a curated record. NCBI's taxonomy places the organism in Eukaryota, Fungi, Ascomycota, Saccharomycetes, Saccharomycetales, Saccharomycetaceae.
AUGAAUGAUAGAACAAUUGAAAGUGUAUUGGCCGUGGAUCCGGCUACAAUGAUCAUCAAGGAGUGUAUUAAUCUCUGUUCUGCAAUGAAGAAGCAAUCUAGAGAUAAAUCGCGAACUAGCGUAACUGCACUACUAGGCGGUGGGAGUGAUAUGUUUAUAAACCAAAGCGAGUCAUUUGUUGACAGUUUCCAUAACUUAGCGAAUUCCGAACACCAUGACCCUCUGAUAUCUGGCUUAGUCGAACUACGGUUGAAGAUCAAUAAUUUGAAGGGUUCGGAUGAAAUAAAUGCUCUGGAACUUUUGGACCCAUUUUUGCAAAUUGUUAGCGCUAGUUCGGUAUCGGGAUAUAUCACUUCUUUAGCUUUAGACUCGUUACAGAAGUUAUUUACAUUAAAUGUUAUAAACAAAGCGUCUAUGAAUAUUCAAAGCGCCAUCAGAGAAACCGUGGUUACCUUAACACAUUGUAAAUUCGAAACUUCAAAGCAAUCAUCAGAUGACUCCGUUUUGUUGAAAGUCGUAAUAUUAUUACGUUAUAUUGUGAUUUCUUCCUUUGGAGACUAUCUUUCUGAUGCCAUAAUCUAUGAUGUUCUCCAAACCACACUCUCGUUGGCGUGCAAUACCCAGAGAAGCGAAGUCUUGAGGAAAACAGCCGAGAUUACAAUUGCGAGAAUAACCGUUAAAUUAUUCACAAAGUUAAAGCUAUUGGAACCGCCUACAAAAACUGAAAAAUAUAUUAACGACGAAAGCUACACUAAUAAUGAUUUAAAGGAUGAUGUUAUAGGCACUACCGGGUCUGAUGAUGAGUUGAUCAGUACUGAUGAUGAUAAUGCUACUGACAAUCAUAAAAACAAGGACCUCAUUGAUCCUUUAACCAAACACCAAGAUAAAGAUGCACAAAAAGGGAAGAAAGACGACGAAAUUGAACCAAAUUACGGAAUAUCCGUUAUCAAAGACUAUUUAGGGCUACUAUUAUCCUUAAUAAUGCCAGAAAAUAGAAUGAAGCAUACGACUUCGGCCAUGAAAUUAUCGUUACAAUUAAUAAAUACCGCUAUUGAAAUAUCUGGUGACAAGUUCCCCCUCUACCCUCGUUCAUUUAACUUAAUUUCUGAUCCAAUUUUCAAAAGUAUCGUAUAUUUAUUACAGAACUCAACCCAACACUCUCUUUUGCAAGCCACUUUGCAGCUGUUCACGAGUUUAGUAGUCAUUUUGGGCGAUUAUCUUCCUAUGCAAAUUGAGCUGACUUUAAGGAGGAUAUUCGAGAUUCUAGAGGAUAAGAAGGGUGCCGAUGAUGCGACCAAGCAGAAAUCACCUGCUCUGAAGGAAUUGAUUAUCGAACAGCUUUCUAUACUAUGGAUUCACUCUCCCACUUUUUUCUUACAAAUAUUCGUAAACUUUGACUGUAAUUUAGACAGAUCAGACCUUUCGAUCGACUUCAUAAAGGCAUUAACAAGAUUUUCUCUACCAGCAGCCGCAAUAACUACUUCUAACAAUGUUCCUCCAAUUUGUCUUGAAGGAAUCGUUUCACUUAUUGACAACAUAUACAACGAUUUACAGAAAAUGGACAAGAAAGACUUUGUGAAAAACGAGAAAGAAAUUGAAACUUUAAGGCAGAGAGAUAGGAAAACUGAAUUUAUAAUGUGCGUUGAAUCAUUCAAUGAAAAGGCAAAGAAAGGUGUCCCAAUGUUAAUUGAGAAAGGUUUUAUCGAAUCAGACUCUGAUGAAGAUAUUGCUUCGUUCUUAUUUUUGAACAAUGGACGUUUGAACAAGAAGACUAUUGGUCUAUUACUUUGUGAUCCCAAAAAAACAUCAUUGUUAAAGAAAUUUAUUGACUUAUUUGACUUCAAAGGUUUGAGAGUUGACGAAGCAAUUAGAAUUUUACUUACAAAAUUUAGACUACCUGGAGAAUCCCAACAAAUUGAGAGGAUUAUCGAAGCAUUUUCAUCAAAGUAUUCUGGUGAUCAGAAUAUCGAUGAAAUAGAGGUUGGGGAAGGACACUUUGAAAGCAAUUUCACAUCUGUGGCAGAGGAUGUCACUAUUCCUGUGCAGCCUGACGCAGACUCCGUGUUUGUUCUAAGCUAUUCGAUAAUUAUGCUGAAUACUGAUUUCCAUAACCCCCAGGUUAAGGAGCAUAUGUCCUUUGAGGAUUAUUCUAACAAUCUACGGGGUUGUUACAACGGUGAGGAUUUCCCUCGCUGGUACUUACAGAAAAUAUACACGUCUAUCAAAGUAAAAGAAAUAGUUAUGCCCGAGGAGCACCAUGGCAACGAUAAAUGGUUUGAAGAUGCCUGGAACAAUUUAAUAUCUUCGGCAUCUGUGAUGACGGAAAUACAAGAAGGCUUCAAAAAUCCCAUUUCCAGACUAGUUCAAACUGAGCUUAUUCAAUAUGAAAAGGCAUUUUUUUCAAACGUGGGUGAAAUUAUCACAAAAACUUUAUUCAGCAUAUUCACAAUUGCUUCUAAUGAUCAAAUAUCCUCGCGCAUCUUGGAAACCAUAAGCAGAUGCACUUUCAUCAAUUCUUACUUUUCUCUUGAUCAAUCAUUUAAUGAUAUUAUUCUUCGCCUAGGGGAAAUGACAACACUGGCGUGUACGAACACAAAAGAGCAGCCGUCAGACGCUGAAAGUAUACCUUUAGUGGAAAUAUUUGUCGAAGAUACCGAGUCGAAAAUAUCCGUCAGUUCCCAAAGUAUAAAGCUCGGAGAAACGUUCAAGGGACAACUAUGUACUGUAACUUAUUUCCAAAUUAUUAGAGGGAUAAGUGAUCCAACAGUCAUUUCUUCCGAAUUGUGGACUCAAGUUGUGCAAAUCAUUUUGAGAUUAUUUGAAAAUUUAAUGAUGGAUUUGAAUUUAAAGUUCUUUGAAAACUUCCAUACACUCCUAAAGCUUCCAGAAUUGCCUUCACCAGAACCAGAUGUUGCGAUCCGCAAGGCGAAGAUGAGUAGAAGUCUUUUGUCCACCUUUGCGUCUUACUUGAAGGGUGAUGAGGAACCUUCGGAAGAGGACAUUGACUUCUCCAUCAAGGCUUUAGAAUGCGUAAAGGCUAGCAGAGCGUUUAGCUCAGUCUUUGAACAUAGCCAAAUCAUAACUCCUCAGCUUGUGGAAAUACUUCUUUCUUCGCUUGUGGUUGACAAAACUAAUGAAAAUUCUCAGUAUUUUGAGCAGGAGCUUCUUUUUUUACUAGAAAUAUCCAUCAUUUUGGUAUCGGAGGUUUGUUAUGGGAAAGACUUUGGCCCAUUAAUUGCCGAUCAUGUGGUCAAUAUUUCAAACCUUGACGGACUCUCUAAAGAGUCUAUUGCAAGAUGUGCUUCAUAUAAGAUGUUCUUGGUGUCAAAGUUGAACAAUCCACAGAAUAUUUUGAAUGAUCUAAUAAAACAUGACUUUUUGGUCAAAAAUGAGAUAUUUAAUGCGAAGUAUUACGAAAGCGAACUGGGGAAGCAACUACUGUGUGAUUUGUUCACACAUUUUGAAAUGCUAAAAUAUGAUCAGGAAAUUCUCAAGGAUGUAAAAUUUUGGAAAUUUGUAAGGAAGCUUAUGUCAAACGAAGGCAACCGAUUGAUAGUAUAUCAAUUUGUAGAGAAAUACAUUCAAAAUGGUGAAGUAUUUUUAGGUGAUGGGAACUUCAUGCACAUAUUGGGUCUGCUUGAUGAAAUGUCGUGUGCUGGCGCCAUCGGUAGUAAAUGGGAACAAAACUCUGGAGGUUCAGUCGAAGAUGGAGAUCAACCACCAAAAAGUAGCCCCUACCGUUCCGUUGUUGAUAUUUCCAGCCGAUCUAUUAAUAUUACUGCAGAUCUGCUUUCAAACACUAAGGGAAGGGAUUAUACACUUAGUAAGACUGAAAUUAUAGCUGCUAUUCAAGGCUUGGCCCAUCAAUGCCUCAAUCCUUGCAACGAAUUAGGCAUGCAAGCAUUGCAAGCAUUAGAGCGCCUUUUAUUAUCCCCGACGAACAAGCUUCGUAUGGGAGAAGUUGCUCUAGAUACUUUGAUAGAAACCGGACUCCUGCCGAUUUUUGAAUUGGAUGAAAUUCAAAAUGUUAAAAUGGAACGAAUUACUGACAUUUUAUCCGUAAUUUCUAAGAUUUUUUUACAUGAACUGGCAAAAGGUAACACAAAUAACGAAACCUUUCUGAGGGUUCUGAACGUAUUCAACAAGUAUGUAGAUGAUCCUACAGUGGAAAGGCAGUUGCAACAAUUGAUUAUAUCCAAGAGAGAAAUUCAAAACGAGGAUACGGGUGCUGACGUAACAUUGCAAAAAAAUACCGAAAAGUAG